AUGGAUAUUAAGGGUAAGGUACCUUUCCUUCGCAAGGUAGAAGGAUCGUUUAGGAAGAAGGAUUCUUCAAAUAAGAAAGGGGAAAAACCUUCCCAUAGUAACAAAGCAAGUUCGUCUAUUUCAUCCGCCGAAACUUCCCCAAGCAAAAGAGCCGAUGAUUCCGUGACUACUCCAGAAGGUCAAGUAGGAAAUCAAGAUGACUCCGGUGAUGCUGGGGGAUUGGACACUGCGAAAGCCAGAUAUACACCCAAGAGCAUUGUGGAAUUAUUGACCACUGCAAGUGUGGUGGCAGGAAUGGGAGAGCAACAGCAGGCCAAAGAUGUAGCUGAUGAACUCGAUGGUGGUGAUAUCGAUUCUGACGAGUUUGUGGACGCUAAGAGUGAAGUGUCAGUGGAGCCCGCAAGUGGUGGGAAAGUAGAAGAUGUGGAUGUUUCUAGGGUCGAUGACGGCAAGUAUUCUAAUGAACAAGCUGGAUUUGACGGCACAACUACUGCUAGAUCCCUGGGUUUCGAUCUCUCGGUCGAACCUGUAGAGAAAACCCGCGAUUACAUCAAUAGUUUAGACCUUACUAGGAGGAGGACAAUGAUACAAAAACUGGUGGACCAUUUUAAACUGAGUGAGGAUGAGAAGUUUGUUGGUGAUUUUCCAGCAUUUUUACUGAAGGACGUUCUAAUACAAGGCCAAAUCUAUUUAACUUCUAUGCACUUGUUGUUUUUCGCCUAUUUGCCUACUAAUUCUGAUGAAGUGCAAUUGAGUGGUAAUUUAAACGUCCACUCUAGAAUUAGGGGUUCUACUAGAUAUUGGGCCGUCCUAAGAAAUCAGUCUUUGUCCCUGUACAGUUCGCCUACUGAAACUUACUUCCCAGAACUUGAGAUUGAUUUAAAGACCACCGCAAGUAUUACCGCUAUUCAAAGUAAAACUACUGGGAAGCCAACAAAUAGUUUCAAAAUUGAAACAAAGAAGAGGAAUUUCACUUUCUCUGCUGACUCUGAGUUUGCUGCUAAAUCAUGGACUAAUUCCCUCAGGAAACAACAUUUUGCCGCUCAAAACGCAAAUCAAAAUUCUGUCAGUUUGAAAAUACCCUUGGUGAACACAAUGGAAGUUAUAGAUGAACCAGUUCUGGAGUAUGCUUCUACUGUCAGAGUAAAAGCUGUAGAAAGUUCUGUAUCUGGUGUACAUGUGGAAUUUGUGUUUGUAUUUUUGGACAAUUCCAGCACUACUCUCAAAAGGCAUAUUGAUGCACAACUUGAGCUUUUGGAACAAAGUGGUAUACCUGCCUUGGGGCGUGUUUUUUCAAGUGGACAAAAUGUGGUUUCCGAUUCCACUGAUGCUUCGAUCAGGGGAAAGAAUCCCAACGAUUCUAAUGAAGGUGCCGAUGUUAGCAGUCCCAAAAGAGCGUCUCAUCUUCACCACAUUUUGCCCCAUUUUCCUCGCCGUCAAGGUUCCUCGUCCUCUGAAGAAAAAUCUAGUGGUUUAUCUUCUUUAAAACCAAAAUUUGGAUCUAACAGUCGUGGUAAUGGAGACACCGAUGCCAGUAGUUCUAGCAGUCAUUUACUAAUCCCAGUGAAAAGUGUAGUGCAAAAGCCGAAAUCCUUUGUGCAAGAUUUUAAUACGAAAGCUCAUGUUACAACUGGUAAUGGUUCUUGGUCCUCUUCCUCAGAUGUAGACGAAAAUGCUACUGAAUCUAAAAAGGGACACCAACAUAGAUAUUUCAGACACGGCCUGUGGAAUAACAAGCCAAUUCAUUAUCGUAACACCUCUGUCCCCUUCGGUGAUGAAGAUCCUUACUUGGCCUCACCAGACGAAAAUAAGGCAGCAAAUGAAAAGUUUAGAGAACACUUUCAUUUGGAUUCAAAUGCUAAUUUGAUUGGUGCCUAUUUCGCUCAUUUGAGUAGAAACAUCCCUGUUUAUGGUAAAGUUUACUUGUCAGAAGAUAUGAUGGGAUUUAGGUCUCUUUUGCCGGGUACCCACACCAAGAUGAAUUUACCGCUGGUCGAUGUUGAAGCCUGUUACAAGGAACAAGCUUUCAGCUUUGGUUAUGAAGAUUUGAUUUUGGUAGUUCGUGGCAAUAAUGAAUUGUGCUUUGCAUUCAGCAGUACUGAGGCGAGAGAUGAUGCAGAAAGUAUUAUUCGAAAGAGGAUGGAAGUUUUGAAAUUAAGAAGAAGGGAAAUUAUGAACCCCACCACAAAUAUCUUAGAAGUUGAUCCUCAUUUCGCUAAGAUGAAGCUAGUUGAGGACAAAAUAAACGCUGGGGGUAUCGAUGCUCCUCUGGUGGUAGACAAGAAUCCUUACUACGCCACUACCAUCAAACCCCAUGGAAAGAAAUUGAAAAUUGGUCUUUUAACGAUUGGUUCUAGAGGAGAUGUGCAACCAUAUAUAGCAUUCGGUAAGGGCUUACAGAAAGAAGGUCAUGACGUGGUCAUUAUCACUCAUGGGGAAUUCCGUGAGUUUGUUGAAUCCCGUGGUAUUGCAUUUGACGAAGUUGCAGGUAAUCCUGCAGAGUUGAUGUCUCUCAUGGUAGAACACGAAUCUCUGAAUGUUGGUCUUCUGAAAAAUGCAGCUACUAAUUUCAGAAGUUGGAUUGCUGAACUGUUGCAGACUGCAUGGAAAGCUUGCGUGAGGUCAGAAAUAGACGUUUUAGUUGAGUCGCCCUCUGCAAUGGCUGGUAUUCAUAUUGCCGAAGCUCUACAAAUUCCAUAUUUGAGGGCUUUCACCAUGCCAUGGACCAGGACAAGAGCAUAUCCUCAUGCUUUUAUCGUUCCUGAUCAACCGAAGGGUGGUAACUAUAAUUAUAUGACUCACGUUCUUUGGGAAAACAUCUUUUGGAAAGGUAUCAGUGGCCAAGUUAAUAAAUGGAGAGUUGAAACCUUGGACUUACCGAAGACCAAUUUGGAAUUAAUGCAGCAAAGUAAGGUUCCAUUCCUUUACAAUGUUUCCCCCUCGAUCUUCCCCCCAGCCGUAGACUUUUGUGAAUGGGUUAAAGUCACCGGUUAUUGGUUUCUAGAUGAGGGGCAAAGUUACACACCACCUCCAGAUCUGGAAACCUUUAUCGCCAAGGCCAGAAAGUUGAAUAAGAAGUUAGUCUACAUUGGAUUUGGUUCCAUUGUUGUUUCUGAUGCAAAGGAGAUGACUAAAGCCAUCACUGAAGCUGUCUUGGAGGCUGAUGUGUACUGUAUUUUGAAUAAAGGUUGGUCUGAUAGAUUGAGUUCUAAAUCUGAUAAAAAGGAAAUUGAAGAACCCCUCCCUGAAUCUAUCUACAACUCAGGUUCUAUUCCACACGAUUGGUUGUUUCCUCAAAUGGAUGCUGCUGUUCAUCAUGGUGGUUCCGGUACCACCGGUGCAAGCUUGAAAGCGGGCUGUCCAACGAUUGUGAAACCAUUUUUUGGUGACCAGUACUUUUACGCCACCAGAGUUCAAGAUAUCGGCGCUGGUAUUGCACUAAAGAAGUUGACUGGCAAGUCUUUAGCUCGUGCCUUGAAAGAAGCUACGCAUAAUGAAAAGAUGAAGAUGAAAGCUCAAGAAAUUAAAGAGAAAAUUUCUCUUGAGGAUGGUGUGAAGACAGCCAUUAACUGUCUAUAUACCGAGCUAGAAUAUGCAAAGAGUCUUGUGGUCGUAAAGGCGGAACAAAGAAAUAGCCCAAGGAGCCGUCUCCUCGAACUUCCCUCUUUUGCAGCUCCAAAGUUACCUGAUUUGAAUUUGGAAAAGACUUUCGCAUUCUUGUAA
Molecule: messenger RNA, 3723 nt
Organism: Zygosaccharomyces rouxii
Lineage: Eukaryota; Fungi; Ascomycota; Saccharomycetes; Saccharomycetales; Saccharomycetaceae
Gene: ATG26
Product: sterol 3-beta-glucosyltransferase
Exons: 1
Coding region: 1-3723 (1240 amino acids)
Biological process (GO): carbohydrate metabolic process
Molecular function (GO): hexosyltransferase activity; UDP-glycosyltransferase activity
Source: RefSeq, a predicted model, not a curated record